Messenger RNA from Caenorhabditis angaria, 2203 nucleotides. Lineage: Eukaryota; Metazoa; Nematoda; Chromadorea; Rhabditida; Rhabditidae. The record is from the annotation of a GenBank genome assembly.
AUGCUUAAAACAUUCCCUUUCAUUUUUCUAACUCUGAAAAUAGUCAUCGCCUUCAAGACGAGUUCGGAUAUUCUACAAUCACCUACUGCAAUUUACAAAUGUGGAAUAUGCGAGAAGAAAGGCGAGAUAAGCAAAGAAGAAGUGACAGAGCAUUUGAGAGAAACGAUAAUUGGCAUCAAUUUGGCUGGAAAGCACUUGCGAACUUAUAAAAUUGAAUUUACUCAUAGACUUCAUCAGAAGAAUUUUCGAGCGUUCGUAUAUAGUAAUCAAGAAUCAUGGGAUGAAUCGGUUUUGAUGUAUUUUUUAGAAGUUGAAAGAUCGAAACAUGAAGAUAUUAUAGUAGAUAUUGAGGAUAUGACAACAACUAUGCAUAAAGAAAAUAUAACAUCAACAUUCACGAUUAAUAUCAAAUACAUUACUAAUUGCACGAGGCGGUUUACUUAUACAAUAAUCUCAAAACUCGUGAUUGAUUUCCGUAGAUACGAAAUUCUUGAUGUCUCGUUCAAAAAAACUACUCGCAAAUAUACAUCGACUUGGAAAUCGCAAAACAGUUCAACACCAAUUCCAGAACAUCGUGAAUUCGCCAAAGAAUUUUGCGGGAAAUUGAACUUUUUCGAGCAUUUCCACGAUGAGGAUGAGUUUGUUGGGAUUGCUGAAACUGACACUUACUAUAAAUUUGGUUUGCCGGAAUUUAAAGAGUGAGUUGGUUGGACCCACAGAGCCGCAUUUUUCUAAAUUCACUCUGAAAAUACGAGGGGACUAUCUAUAGACUUCUAUAGCAGUUAUAUAGCAGUUUCCUCGUGUAGUUCUCCUGGACAAUACAUUUUUAUUUACGGUUUUUACCCACACCUCGGGUAAAAUUGUGAAAACUUUGGAUUUUCCUGUUUUUGACCUCUGAAACCUCUGAAUUCGUCAGUUUUUGACCUGAAAUUCAGAUUUUUUCAGAAUUAUACUCUGGCCAGCCACGGCUUGGCCGUUAAAUCCGCCGGGUUAUGGGCUAAACAUAUCCGUGUAGUUCUCACGGACAAUAAAUAAAGUUGAAAAAGGUGGCUGGCGGCGUAAAAAUAAAAACCAAAACAUUAGUUCGUCAGUCGCGAGCGGCUAUGCGUCGCGGUCGGAAAGCAAAGAGAAACUAUAAAAGUUGAAAUUUUGUGCUGAAAUAGAGAAUUUCAGAAAAAUGUGAUUCAGGUGAAAAAUUACUGCAUUUCUGUGCUGAAAAUCAUGGAAAUUCUCAUUUUCAGCAAUUUUGGGCAUUUCCAACGUUUUCAGCACCAAAUUUCAGUCUAGAAACUUGAAUUUCUGAAAUUUUUCGGGAUUUUUUGCUAUUUGAUGAAAAUCUGGUAUUUUCCAUAGCAAAAUGUUUCUAGACUGAAAUUUUGUGCUGAAAAUCAUGCGAAUCCUCAUUUUCAGCGAUAAAAACCCAGCUUUUCCAGAUACCUCACCAUUUUCUUCACGAAAUAUCAUAAAACCGGAAAUUAUAAUGAGUACAUCAUGACCAAAGACAAUGAUCAUAUGGUUUUUCAAUGUGAAGUCGCACUCAAAUUUCGAGAUGAACCCCAUGCGGAAUUCUGGACUUUCGACAUCGAAGCCAUCUAUCGCAACAACUCGCAAUGGCAUUUGGCCAAAGUAUUUCUAGGUCACCGCUUCAUAACAAAUCAAUUUGUUUUCGAGAGAGAAGCCAGAUAUUUUGGCGGUGUUUUGAAGGCCGAUAUCAUUUCUCAAAUUUCCGGGAAAACGCGGAAAUCCACAGUCGAUCAUGGUAAUUUGGAUGAAGUUGGAUUUCAGGUUGAGGUUUUUGAGAAUAACAGCACUUAUGUGAAAGUUUGCCCUGCACUUUUGCCACAUCCACAUCCACAAAAUCGAUAUUUGAAAGUCAGAUUGCCUAAAUUCGUAGGAAGAUUGCACGUUUAUAGCGAAUUCAUUAAACGUCAUCUGAAUCUAGAGUUGUAUUUUCCAGAUGAUUUGGGCAUGAGGAUUUUUAUGUCUUUUCAGGUUGUUGAUGUAAGUUACAUAAGUGUUAGUAGUUUUCUAACCUUUUUCUAUACAGCAUGGCGUUUUGGCUAAAUUCUAUACUGCAUAUAUCGGAUGUCCUGAGAUAUCCAAACCACCAACAACUGGAGAACUUGAGAUAAUCAGAAUCGGAGAGGAUACUCAGAUUGAUGAAGCUGAUGAAUUAGUCGAUUCUUCAUUUAUUAUUACAUAA